AUGACAAGCAAAGUUAAAAGCAGAAACAAGCUUCUAUCGUCGCAUAAGAAAUCACUGCUCGCAAAGUCAUCAACCAAGGAUGAGUUGUUGGCUUUGAAAUAUCUGAUGGAUAGGCCGUGCCUACCUGUAUAUGCACUUGAGGAAGCCUCCGCAAUUGACGGUACACGCUCGAAAAGCACUGGUGAAGAAGCGGCGGCGAGUCAGGACCUCACCUAUCCAGAUUUUAUACCUUGGAAGGAUCAUACCCAAAUUUCUAAGGAGAAACAAGUAUCCAAUCAGCGUGAAUCCGACGAACAAACAUACUUGAGCAAAGGUUAUUUCGAAGCACCCCAUGUGAGCAAUGAAUACUACUCGGGGAGAAACUUGGCUCUGGCAGCAUUGUUUUCAUCAAAUGAAAAUUGCUUGAAUGUUGUCAACGAAAUAUCGCGAUACCUCACCAACGCCUAUAAAUCCCGAAAUGAGAAUAUCAACAAGAUUCGGUAUAGUGCAGGCAAUUUCAAGAUACCCCAAAAGAUUACGCUCACGGCAUCGAAACGAGAGAAUUGGCUUAAUGAGUUGAGCAAUUCGGAUGUACCGUUGAAAAAGAUUGGAGAAAGGAUUCCACAUGGAAUCAGAGGUAAAGUUCUCAUUGAUGCGCUAUGUGCAAGAUUCACUCCCAUGAACAGAGCUUUGUGGUUUACCAAGUGUGUUUUGUUUAGCGAAAUAUUGGCUUUGAGGCGAAAGUACCAGUCAAAGAUGCCACCUGAAUCCACUCUGUCUGAAAAGUUUGAAUUACAUUGGUUACAGGAUUGGACACAGCAAGUUGCUGCAUGUAUGUUCAAAAUGGCGCAAGAUAUGAUGGAGACUCAAGACAUUGCUUCAAAGGAGUAUCUCAUUAAAAAAUUAAGCUAUCUUCGAGAGCUUGUUCUGUCUUUGUAUGUGGAAACUUUAUUGGAUAAACCUUACUUGCUUUCGCUUGUAUUGAAGCCACUUAAAGAUGGAUUACCACAAAAUUCAGACGCAGUGGGAGACUUGGUAAGAUCACGACAAGCUGACGAUGAAGAUAAUCAGGACACUUUGAUACAGGACGAGUUGAAUUUUGCUAUCGACUACGCACAGCGGUUUUCGUCAUUAGUAUGGAUCAAGACUUUUUGGAACGACAUUAUUGCUGUCGAUUAUUUGGCAAAAGAGUUGGGUGAGGGGUUGUUGCUAAAUCAUUUUUACGUUAGCAAAUUAUCCAGGUACCCUAAAUGGUUCUUACCGGAACACUUGAGGGACAACUUGCUAAAAUCAUUGAGUGACAUGAUAGUUUACCUUUUCAAACGCAACACAAAUACAUUUGUUAUCCCCGGUAACUGGGCUAUAACUAGGGAAUCGUUGGCACUGAUAUUGUCACACGAAAUGUGCAGUAUGUCACCGAGUGAGCUGAAAAAAUUGGCGGACCAACUUGAGCUUAUAAACUACCGAAAUGAUAGCUUGAUAAUCAAUUUGAGCAGAUCUGAGACUAUUGUUAAAUUGCCGAGCUCUGGUGACCCACAGGACGCGAACGCUAAUGAUAGAAAGGAUGUGCGGAUUCCAAGUGGCGAAAAAAAGUUUAAAGGGGAUCUAAGCAAUUCAGCCAAGCUCAUGGAUGAGUUGGACCAUUUGCGUUUUAAUGAGAAACUUGCAAAACAAUUGCGACCCCAAAAUGGACCCCAUAUUAAUGAAAAUUGGAUACAUAGUUUGAGAACAGUCCUAUUGUGGUCUGUGUCCCCUUGGCGAUACAGUGAGGUUCAAAAUGAAAACAUAUUAGUGAUGUGCAACUUUUUGAAAAAGACAUUAUUCACAGCGGCAGAGAUAUCUACUAGAGUGGAAGUUGAGAAUGAGAUUUUGGAUUCUAUUAUGACAUUUUUGGAAUUGAACUCUGGAUUGGUUGAUAGCAGCAAACUAUAUGUCAUGGUGAAUGAGUUGUACCAAUUGAAAGUAAUCACAAUUGCUUCUUACAUUAGGAAGAUCAUAGCUUCUGGUGUAUUCUACACAACUUUGGCUGAAAACAAUUUGAGUGAAAUGAGUUCCACCACUCAAAACCAUCUCCACUUUCUAGUGAACUUGCCCGUUUUGAACAACAAACAAUGUGACAGUAUUUUGCGGAAAUGGACUACUGAUGGAUUCAAUUUCAAAGGCGCUUUCGAGCAGACGAAACACCAACUUCAAUCGCAAAUCUUGGACAAGCUUUUCAGCAACAAAAGCAUUGAAACUCCACCUGAUUUUGACAAAGAAUGGCGGUCUUGCAAGACUGGAUUAAAGUUCCUACUCGUCAAUUGGUUGACUGACGAGUUUAAAACAAGACUUGCUUCCUCGCCAAAGCUUGUUAUUUUCACUCCCGACAUUUUAGCAAACUUGUACAAAUAUUAUGCAAUUUCAGACAAUCUUCCAGUAUUUUUCAAAGUUAUUGUCCAAGCAAUACUCAGAAAUCAAAGCAGAAUGGCAAUUCUUUAUCUGGAUGGACUUUUCCUUAUCGCGAGGUUGGUUAUGAGACAUUUCAAGCUUCUCAAACAGUUUUCUGACUCAACCAAUAGUUCCACCAUUGCAAAUCUUUUCCGGUCAAUUAUGCAAAACUUUCAGGAGUUGAGCCAACGCGAAUUUAUUGUUUACAAUUUUCAUCAAGUUUGGAGUUUUAUUGAUGCCGUGACUGAAAAGGAUGGAUCUUCUUGUAGAAAGCGAAAGCGGGAAGAUGGGCCGGAGUUUGGUGGUUAUGGGACUCUUCCGGAGAGAAAUAAUAGCUUUGGAACACCAAUGCAAAUACAAUCUGUCGACUUGAGGUCAGGCCACACCCCCAAGGUUUCAGACAGUUAUAGCUCAGAUGACUUUAGAACCGAUUUGGCUGCACUUAAGGCGUACAAGGCUAAGCCUUUGAGUGAGUCUGAGUUGAGGGAGUUGAGAGAGAUAUCUGCUGAUGUUAGUCUAGAAUCUCACUUGAAAAUCUGGUUUCUGCAGAUUAAAGGGCUUUCAGAAUCGUCAGAGGUUGGUAUUGUGAAAUUUUGGAAGCAUCUUACUCUCGGCGUCCCUUGGGAAAAAGUUGAAGAGGUUACCAAGACUGUUUUGAAAGAUGCAAUGCAAUCAGACUAUGAUUUGCCAACCAAGGUUCUCAUUCUCAAGAAAUUGGUUGUAUACGACAUAUCUUCGUAUGGAGACAUUUUGAAGCUUGUGGUCUCUUUAGAGAAAUCGUAUUCCGAACCUUUGAUACGUCACAUGCCAUUGGUGCCAUCUUUUUCGAAACACCCUGAUUUAUCAGCAGCUCAGCUGCAAUUGUACAAUAUUAGCCUUUAUUUUUUCAAAGAAAGAAACAAGCAGGAGUAUACGGCUUUGGUACUGAAUGCGUUCAUCAUUGGUGGUUUGCGAAACAAUGACUACCUGGACGAACGGAAAGUUGAGUUGAAGAAAUUUUUGAGUCAAAGUCUUCUUACUCAAGAGCAGUAUGUCUUUAACCAGAUAUUUUUGAAAAUAGAUCGAAAUGAAUGCUUGUUCUUGUUGAACCUUUGUUUGAAUAGGUCAGAAGACACAUCCAUCAAUUUACUUUCUGAUCUAGAGGAAAAUCUAGAGGAGAUCAAUGAGUUUAAUUUGAGGAUAUAUCAAGUGCUUCUUUGUGUGUUAUCUUUGAACUUGGAUAUCAAAGACAAAGCCGCAACAACCAAACGAUGGAGAUGUUUUAUUGAGAAUUUUUUGAGCAAGUCAGAGUUUCUUGAGAGAUCGAUAUUUGGCAGUUUAUUUUAUUGGGUUCCUUGGGAACACAAGUUGACAAUUUUGGAGAUCUUUGAAAAUAAAAUUUUUUCUGAGCUAAAGGUUGACAAAAAUCCGGUGGCAUUGACUUUGAAUGGCAUUGAUAUAGGUCGUGCUGUCAGUGACUUUAUCGAUAUAUUCUUGGCGACUGCUGUUGACACGGUGGCGUCUUCCAAUUCAUUUAUAUCCAACUGCUGUCAAUUUCUAGCCGAUAUCAACAAUGUCAUUAAUAAAGAAGUAUCGCAAGAGUGUCAUACUGGACUUGAAACUCUUUUGUCAAUUGUUUUGAAGAUUCUUAUUAUACACAAGCCCUCCAUAUGUACCUUUAUUGCCAAAAAUUUGACUGGUGACCUUGCUGAGAAUUUUGUCAAGAACUUGAUUCGGAUAUUGGACUCAAAAUACAUGAGAACCCAUAGUCAGAAAUUAAGGGUCCUUUUCCACGAUCUCUUGUUAUUGAUGAAGACAUCAGUGAAUGAUGAAAUUACAACGGUUGCUGAACACAACUUGCACGAGCAGCAUAGCGCGGAAGAAUUUAGGCAGAAAGAAGCCGCUUUAAUGGAUCUGUUACCAACCACAGCCCAAGUUCAAAGUUUAUUUUCCAUUCCUGAUCUUGAUGAGGAAGACCCCUUCAAGGGCACUUUUAGCGAUCGCCAAAUUAAAUGCGCAAUCAUGCUAGACAAGGAGGAAUUGGCACGCGGUGGAGAUGCCAAUCGUAUGAACCAUGGUGCUUUUAAACUACAAGUCCCCAAGGCGGAUUCAUUGAAUAUUCCUGAUAUUAUGGGCAAUAUUUUGAGAAAUGGAAAAACUGGAGAUCAAGGUGAAGAGCAUUUGAAAACAUGCAUACGUCCAUUUAGGAUAAGGAGUUACGAAUUGUUGGAAGAUACUAGUAGCGCUUUAAAUGAUGCCUGUAUCAAUUUGCUGUUGUUCAAUGCGUACAAGUCAGAGGAAAAUCCGCCAUAG
This is a messenger RNA of Lodderomyces theae, 4698 nucleotides long. RefSeq names its product Srb8p (gene SRB8). The record is from RefSeq and is a predicted model, not a curated record. Gene Ontology annotation, molecular function: transcription coregulator activity. NCBI's taxonomy places the organism in Eukaryota, Fungi, Ascomycota, Pichiomycetes, Serinales, Debaryomycetaceae. The transcript has a single exon. Gene Ontology annotation, biological process: regulation of transcription by RNA polymerase II. Gene Ontology annotation, cellular component: mediator complex. The coding region runs from base 1 to 4698 and encodes 1565 amino acids.